This is a messenger RNA of Porites evermanni, 11333 nucleotides long. The record is from the annotation of a GenBank genome assembly. Lineage: Eukaryota; Metazoa; Cnidaria; Anthozoa; Scleractinia; Poritidae.
AUGGCGGAACAUGGAGCAUAUUCUCCUAGUCCAAGAACACCAUCUGCCUUUCAUCAGAGAAGCUCCCAUUCACGUUCAGCGUCAUGGUCGUACACAUCAGGAAAUGGGCAAAUCACUAUAACACCUUUAAACCCGAUCAGAUCGGUUAUUCGUGAGUUUGUUCCCAGUUUCGGCCAUCGAAGUCCAACUUCUCGAUCGUCUACUAGUUCUCCUCUUUCUCCUCUCUCUCCUUCGACUUACGUUAACAUAGCGGAGGUUCUGAGAGACGAAAACGAUGCAGAAGACAUAGAAUCGAGCAGGGUCUCCCCAUUUACCGCUGUAAACAACAAUUCGGGAAACUCAAGCGAUGGAGAUGCCGAAAGUGGCGAUGCUAACAUGGCCGCCGGGAAUUCUAGUGGUGCUAAUGGAAACGGUCGUUCUGCUGGAGAUAGAGUCGAGUUUCAAGGCACGAUAAACUGGAUUGAAAAGAGUUUACCUUUUGUCCUGCUGCUUCUGAGCAGAAUUAUGUGGGACCAUCGAUUAGGUAGGUGUUAUUAAGGUUUAAAAAUGAGCUUGGUUAUUAAUCUUCAGAUUAAAGUAUAACAACAACAACAACAACAAUAAUGAUAAUGAUAAGGAUAAUAAUAACAAUAAGAUAAUAAUAAUAAUAAUAAUAAUAAUAAUAAUAAUAAUAAUAAUAAUAAUAAUAAUUUCUCGUGAAACGAGCAAGGCUCCACGUAUUUAUAGUGGCCUGCAUACUCAGGUGGCCGGCCCAUAUAUAUUUCUAUGUCUAUGUUGUGGUUCAGUUUUAUCCCUGGUUUAACUUUUGUUUUCCUUUCUUUCAAACUCAUUAUCAUACACUACCAUACCCAAACACAAAGGAAAAUAAAAUUUACACCAAGGAUGAAAUUGAACCACAACAUAUAUAUCUGAUGGUGUCUACAGUGACAUAUCAGUACAAGCGACAAAUGUGUGGGCAUUGUUGUUACUGUUUUUGUGACCAUUUUAGCAAUAAAAAAUUCUUUGGGACAAUAAACUUCAAUGGCCAAAGUAUUUCAAAGAGAUCCUUGAAUCAGUUUGGACCAGUUUUUUCAAAAUCAGAGGAAAAAUUAGCUUGGUGCUUUACCUGCCAAUGAAACAUAAACUGGUUUCAGCUCUGUACAACUGCAGUACAGGGUUUCAGGUGACUUUCAGGCAACUUGACCUUGAUGAAUCACAACACUGUAGGAAAGAAAAUUAACAUACAUGUAUGGGUAAAAGAAAUUUGAGUCCUAAUCAUGAUUGUUACCAGAAAUUAAGGAAUUCAAUGUUUUUCAGGGGUGUGCUCUUCGGUGACUAGAAAAUCUUAGUUUUUUCAUACAAAUGAUAUGCAGCUGGGCACCCUAGUUUUUGCAGGUCCAGAGCACUGGGCUCCCUUUAAUUUUCCUUAGAGCACAGCCUUGUUUUUUUGAUAUACAUAUCCUUCCUUUUCAGGUAUUUUGGUGUUUAUUGGUUUGUGUGGUACAUUUCUUCAUGCUAACAGUACUGUUAAAAGACAAGUGUCUCUAAAGGUAUUUAUUUAAAUGACUACAUACUUUGAAUUUUGUUUCCAAAACAAGGAAACACUUCAGCAACAUUAUGGGCAUGUUUUGUCAAAUUUUUGUUGUUCUACAAUAAACUGGUGCAGGUCCAGACUGAUUUUCAUUAAUAAUUGUUUUCUUUUGCACUAAAAAGUUAGAUGUAAAGAAUAAUCACUGACAGUGUGUUUCUCAGGCCCUAUGAGAAGCUUUGCACCUUUCGCUCUUACCAUUACAUUUAGAAAAUAGUUGCAUUUUACUCAUACAACUGAGUUCAUAUAAAUGUACAAGAUUAUGGAGUGCAGGUGGGUUUUCCACCAAAUCAGACCUUCUGUCGGUUGUUUCUCAAUGUUACACCUGGUUCACAGCAAGACACACUUUGAGUCAAUUUCAAAAAGUCAAGAACUCUUCAAUCACUUGUUGGUCACUUCCUUUUUUCUUGUGACCUUUAACGUUAUUUGACUGACCAGUGUAAUUGUUAAAAAGGUAAAUGUUACAUUGUAAGUUAAAUGUUAGCCAUUCUUGGAAUUUAUAAGUUUAAUGUAGAUUUCAGCCUGUGAACAGAUUUACAGUAUUUUGUGCUUCACUAGACCCACAUUUGUUAUCAUAACAUUAUUUCUUUGAUCAUUUUAGGAUAGACGUCUCAAUCGAGUCUCUCUGUGGACCUUUGUUUUUCUUUCUGGAAAUGUCUUUUUUAUUUACUAUGUGUUCUAUAACAACCAUCUAGAAAACUGGUAAGAAACCACAGAAAUGAAUGUUGGUGUAUUUAGGUUAUGUUUUGGUCAAAUCAAAGCUCAAACAUCCCCCCACCCCAGGCAACCUUGAGGCAUUUGAACUUUUGAAAAUUAAUGUUUUCAAAAUUCUCCACUACCUGAGCCAAAAAUCCUGUUCAUACUAAUAGGUCCAUUUUAGGUUAUUAAAUGUUGCCACCUCAGGGACAUUAGAAGGGGACCAUGUUACUCUUUUAAAUAUAAAUGUAAUUUUCACCAUGUUGGCCUCCGCAAUGACUUACAUGUAUUAAGUCUCUUGCAAGGCUAAUUAAUAAUUAAUUCAUUAUCCCUUCAAUGACUAUACUCACUAAUUCGAAAGUUAUUUUUUGUCAUUGAGGCAACUAAGAGAUGCUCAGCCUUACAAAUGCAGCCUGUUAUCUGAAAAAGUGGAACCUACAGAUAGGUCCCUAAUGACUCAGGUCUGCACCCCAAUCAACUGGUGUUGUAUGACACACCCACUCCAACAUGCCCCUUCUUUACACAUCCUGAGCCCCAUCAGAUUUAGCAUGACCUAACAUUUGCUUUUUUUCUUGUAAGUUUGAUUUUCAGAAAGCCUUUAUUCAAUAGAAUGGAUGUCUGGACUGUGUUUUGGUGUGUUGGAAUAACAGGUGACAUAAUGUUAUUUAUUCAAAUACACUGUUGCAGUAAUACUGUAUGACUUUUCAUGCUCAGUAAUCAGGGUUUUUUGAUUACUUCCAUAUUGUUUCCAACUGACCUAGCUAAGGUUACUUCUUAUCUAUCAAUAAUAAUUAUUUUAUUGUUUGGAGUUGUGCUGUGCUAUAUCUGUGAUUAAAUAAUGAUGAUGGUAAAAUAUUUUUAAUAACACCAGAGUUACAUUUUAGAGUUUUUGAAUGGUUACCCUGCCCAUACAUGUACAUGUACAGCUGCCCUGAUUGAAGGCUCGACUGUCUAUAGCAGUGAAAUGGUUUAAAGAGGUUGUGAAGCUAGGAUAAAUACCAUAAAGAAAUGUAUAUACUAGGCAAAUGGCCACAAUGUUUUUGUUUGUUUGUUUGUUUAGUUGUUUUAUUAAACAGGAUAUAAAUCGUCCGGGUAAGACGGGAAGCAAUUACUUUGUUAUGGCGCAAUACACUUUCUUCGCAUAGGAAUGUUUUCAUUUUCACGCAGAGAAUGUGUUUUUAUAAGGAAGUUGGUUAGAAAACAAGGGAUCAGUAUACAUGCUGCCUUGUAAAGAUUCCUAAAAUUUGAAGCUUAUUAACCAAUAAAAAGUGUAGUAGAAACAAUAGUUUUGCAUACCGACGUGUUCAUUGUGAUACACUUUGUUCUUUCCUUCUUACCUGGACCAUAACUAUGUCUGGUCCAUUACUCAAUUUGACCAUAGUUAUUAAAGUGGAAUGGUCUCCUCUACUAUGAUUUGACUAAGAUGCAACAUGUCAGUGAUCAAUUUACAAAAUGCAAAUGUGGUUGUCAGCGUCUACAGUUGUUCUUUUGUUCUUCUCUUAGUUAAUUUUAUGCUUUCCAGUUGUGGUAAAUGAGAAGAUUCUUUGAAUGAAAAUUAAUGCCUAGUAACUAUUACUUGCUGCCAUGGUUGAUUACAGAUUUUGUGAUUCGAUUCAUAACGAUGGCUCUUAAAUCGAUGGUGGUUAUUCAGCAUAGAAGAAUAAUUCCGUUUAGAAAAAGGGUAAGAAAUGAUAAUUGCGUCUAGACUUUAGUUUUGGCCCUUACUUUUAGAGGUAUUCCUCCGGGCACUCCCCGUCUCCGAUCCCCCCCCCCCCCCCCCCCCCCCCCCCCCCCCGCUCCCCCGCCCCCCCCCCCCCCCCCCGCACACUGUUCUUGUGGCUGCCCCCCAACUCACUUUUGUGCUGUUCCCUCUUUUAUCCCUCACCACCCAUUUUGUAUUUUUGACAUGUUUGUUUUUUUUAACUUUUCUUUCACUUUCUAUGCUAACAGUACUGUUAAAAGACAAGUGUCUCUAAAGGUAUUUAUUUAAAUGACUACAUACUUUGAAUUUUGUUUCCAAAACAAGGAAACACUUCAGCAACAUUAUGGGCAUGUUUUGUCAAAUUUUUGUUAUUCUACAAUAAGAUGGGCAGGUCCAGACUGAUUUUCAUUAAUAAUUGUUUUCUUUUGCACUAAAAAGUUAGUUGUAAAGAAUAAUCACUGACAGUGUGUUUCUCAGGCCCUGUGAGAAGCUUUGCACCUUUCGGUCUUACCAUUACAUUUAAAAAAUAGUUGCAUUUUACUCAUACAACUGAGUUCAUAUAAAUGUACAAGAUUAUGGAGUGCAGGUGGGUUUUCCACCAAUUCAGACCUUCUGUCGGUUGUUUCUCAAUGUUACACCUGGUUCACAGCAAGACACAUUUUGAGUAAAUUUCAAAAAGUCAAGAACUCUUCAAUCACUUGUUGGUCACUUCCUUUUUUCUUGUGACCUUUAACAUUAUUUGACUGACCAGUGUAACUGUUUAAAAUGUAAAUGUUACAUUGUAAGUUAAAUGUUAGCCAUUCUUGGAAUUUAUAAGUUUAAUGUAGAUUUCAGCCUGUGAACAGAUUUGCAGUAUUUUUUGCUUCACUAGACCCACAUUUCUUAUCAUAACAUUAUUUCUUUGAUCAUUUUAGGAUAGACGUCUUAAUCGAGUCUCUCUGUGGACCUUUGUUUUUCUUUCUGGAAACGUCUUUUUUAUUUACUAUGUGUUCUAUAACAACCAUCUAGAAAACUGGUAAGAAACCACAGAAAUGAAUGUUGGUGUAUUAAAGUUAUGUUUUGGUCAAAUCAAAGUUCAAACAUCCCCCCACCCCAGGCCACCCCUAGGUAUUUGAACUUUUGAAAAUUAGUGUUUUCCUCCACUACCUGAGCUGAAAAUCCUGUUCAUACAAGUAGGUCCAUUUUAGGUUAUCAACUGUUGCCACCUCAGGGACAUUAGAAGGGGACCAUGUUACUCUUUUACAUCUGUCUGGAUUUCAUACAAGGUGCCUGUACUGAGUCUUUAGACCGUCAAGUCCAAAGAGCCAUUACUCACCCUCCCCACCCAUGUAGCUUAUGACUAGUCAAUCAAUUCCCCCAAGCUCUGCUAGUAGUGUUAUGAUUAUGAGUCACCGCAUUGAUUUGGCUGGCUUAGGCCACAGGAUAGACUACGAGUAGUCCCCCAUUUUUCCUCAGGGAUAGUAGAGCGAGCAAAACGCGAGCGCACAUGAAAAUCAACCCAUGCAGGAAAAGGCGACACGUGCUCUACUAUCCCUGAGGAAAAAUGGGGGACUACUCGUAGUCUAGCCACAGGAAAAAUUCUCUGACUUUGCACUGCUUUCUGACAUAAAACUCUAAUCAAAGAGACAAAAUCUCCCCCCCCCUACACCCCUGAUUUUCACACAAAAGAAGGAAGCCACCCACCCACGGUGGACUGGGCCUGGGCUCUCAGCUGACACCUAGCAAGACGGCAAGCCCCCUAGUUUUUUCCCGGCUACACUGGCUAAGCGAAAACUUAGCAGGCACCUUUUAGCAAAAUCACACAGACAUAUAAAUGUAAUUUUCACCAUGUUGGCCUGCACAAUGACUUAUUAAGUCUCUUGCAAGGCUAAUUAAUAAUUAAUUCAUUAUCCCUUCAAUGACUUUACUCACUAAAAGUUAUUUUUUGUCAUUGAGGCAACUAAGAGAUGCUCAGCCUUACAAACACAGCCUGUUAUCUGAAAAAGUGGAACCUACAAAUGAGUCCCUAAUGACUCAGGUCUGCACCCCAAUCAACUGGUGUUGUAUGCCACACCCGCUCCAAAAUGCCCCCCUUUCACACAUCCUCAGCCCCAUCAGAAAGCAGUGGACCUAAAGUUUGUUUUUUUCUCCUUGUAAGUUUGAUUUUCAGAAAGCCGUUAUUCAAUAGAAUGGAUGUCUGGACCGUGUUUUGGUGUGUUGGAAUAACAGGUAACAUAAUGUUAUUUUUUCAAAUACACUGUUGCGGUAAUACUGUAUUACUUUUAAGCGUAAUAAUUAUUGAGUUUUUUUUUUUACUUUCAUAUUGUUUCCAACUGACCUAGCUAAGGUUACUUCUUAUCUAUCAAUAAUUUUAUUGUCUGGAGUUAUGCUGUGCUACAUCUGUGAUUAAAACAAUAAUGAUGGUAAAAUAUUUUUAAUAACACCAAAGUUACAUUUUAGAGUUUUUGAAUGGUUACCCUGCCCAUAGCAUUCAUGUGCGGCUGCCCUGAUUGAAGGCUCGACUGUCUAUAGCAGUGAAAUGGUUUAAAGAGUUUGUAAAGCUAGGAUAAAUACAAUAAAUAAAUAUAUAUACUAUGCAAAUGGCCACAAUUUUUUUGUUUGUUUGUUUAGUUGUUUUAUUAAACAGGAUAUAAGUCGUCUGGGUAAGAUGGGAAGCAAUUUCUUUGUUAUGGCGCAAUACGCUUUCCUCACAUAGGAAUGUUUUUUAUUUUCUAGCAGAGAAUGUGUUGUUAUAAGGGAGUUGGUUAGAAAACAAGGGAUCAAUUUACAUGCUGCCUUGUGAAGAUUUCAUAAAAUUUGAAGUUUAUUAACCAAUAAAAAGUGUAGUAGAAACAACAGUUUUGCAUACCGACGUGUUCAUUGUGAUACUUUGUUUCUUUCCUUCUUACCUGGACCAUAACUAUGUCUGGUCCAUUACUUAAUUUGACCAUAGUUAUUAAAGUGGAAUGGUCUCCUCUACUAUGAUUUGACUAAGAUGCAACAUGUCAGUGACCAAUUUACAAAAUGGAAAUGUGGUUGCCAGCGUCUACAGUUGUUCUUUUGUUCUUCUCUUAGUUAAUUUUAUGCUUUCCAGUUGUGGUAAAUGAGAAGAUUCUUUAAAUGAAAAUUAAUACCUAGUAACCAUUACUUGCUGCCAUGGUUGAUUACAGAUUUUGUGAUUCGAUUCAUAACGAUGGCUCUUAAAUCGAUGGUGGUUAUUCAGCAUAGAAGAAUAAUUCCGUUUAGAAAAAGGGUAAGAAAUGAUAAUUGCAUCUAGACUUUAGUUUUGGCCCUUACUUUUAGGGGUAUUCCUCUGGGCACUCCCAGUCUCCAACAACCGCCUCCCCCCCACCCCCCACAGGGUUUCCAGGUAUCUCCUCUCCUUAGAUAGGAAUAUGGUACUUGAAGAACCACUUAAUCAAUUUGCUGCAUGUCCACUGGUGUACCACCCAAUCGUUAUUUAGUAAAUUACAAUGUAUGUUAUUUCGCAACUUACGUGGAAAUCUCCGCAUGGCUUCCUACUGUUGAACGGUUACGACAGUUAGAUAUUUGCGGGAGCAACAAUCGUGUAUAGGGCACAGCUACCCUAUUGAAAUAGAGGUUUCUAUCAAAAGUGUGUUCCCUUUCAUUUUUAUCGGUAUUGAACCGCACCAAAUCAAGAUAGGUUAUACUGGAUCGGUUUCCAUCAUGUGUGGUAUUGUUCUGUAAAACUUUCUACUGAUGCCUUUGUUCACACCGUGCAAUGUAUUUUCUCACUCACAGGGCAAGUUUUAUCUUUUAAUUGAGAAUUUUUCUCAGUUAUACCGCAUGUUGGUGCCCAUUCCACUGUGGUUCGCCUUUUUCACGGAGUACAACUAUGGUGGCGAGUACUUUGCUGUCAUAGCAACAACAAUAUACUUAAUUCUCAAGGUAAGUCUACUGCGUUCUUUUCAGCCUCACACAGCCUGGGAAAACAGCCAACCUUUUCACCACCACUGGUUUCCAUGCGAAACGACAUCUCAGGUUCGGGUUUAGAAACUCCAUACUGAUAACGUGUCACUACCCAGAUCUGGGCACAGGUAACCCAGGCUCACUGUUUGGGUCACGUACGGGUUUCAUAACAUGGGUAAAUAUAGGGAACAUAUGGGGCGAAGUUUAGGUCUGGAAAUUUGCUAGAAAGUGGAAAUAUAAAUCGAUGAAAAUUACCAUGUGGCGAGGGACUUUAAUAUCCAGCGACGCGACGGCAAUGACUGAGAACGUCGCUUAAAAAGUGAAUUUGCGUUCUUUCAGUCUAUAUCGCAAUUAUUCCUACCCACUUACUUUGUCAAAUGUAGGCGAACCGUCCUGGAGUUGAAUUCCUAGGCACCAUAUCCAAGUACAGUAAGAGAAAUAAAAUUUCGUCAUUGCUUGUUUACGUCCUCCGUAAAAUGCGAAAUUAUGCAUGUUCCAGUCGUUGUCGUGCAAAAACGGGCAGAGAAAUGUACAAAAAAGCAUGGUGCACGUGCAAAGUUGUUGUUUUGCUGAUAAAACCUAUUGUUUUUUUGACGUUCUCGUUACCGUACACGAAGUGUCGGGAAAAAUAGUCGCCAUCACCUUUCCUUCAUGUACACUUUUUUUUAUAAGAACGUCCAUUUUUCGAGUUGAGCCCGGACCGUUCCUAUUUUCUGGGCAGUUUCAGCCUGGAAAUGUUCUUAAAUUUCAAUAACUUACAGUAAAUGUAUUAUUGACCAUACGCAAUAGGAAUGUGUUGAAAGAAAAGACAAAAUUUUGAGUGCACUCUGAUUCCAUGUAGGAUAUUAUGUAAUUCAGACUUUCUGGAUUUAGGAAAGUAAAAGCAGCGACAAAUAGAUUGUUCAGUCUUCUCUGAGCCUAUGUCCUUAGCAUGUUCUUAAUAUUUUGGCAAAUUUCUGGCUGAACGUUCUUUUAAAAAAGGUUCUUACAUAAAAAAAGAGUGUACUCGGAGAAUGAGGCCAUGAAUCAGUGAAGUUGUUGAUAGUCCAGUAUUACCCUCAAUUAACAUCGUGAAGCACACUCAGAGAUGAAAAUGGUAUUUUUUAUUGCAUUUCUGUCCAUUAAGUAGAAAUCUCCCUUUAUAUCUAGUACCAGAAAUAUCUUAAUACGUCCUUUUCUUUCCAAAGGGACGUAUGAUUAUAGGAAAACUGCAAGAGGUGUACUCCGCCUGCAAAGUGUUUGGACACGAUGUGGUAUGUCUGAAGUCUCUUUCAUCUUAUUGUGGCUAGAAAAAAAUCCCUGCAAACACCACAUGUAGUGAUUAGAAAUUAAUACUUACAGCGGUAUUUGCUCAGAUGUGAAACGAAAGCCCCCAAAUUCAAAACGCGGACAAAGCCGUGUGGAGCUUACACUCAGGAAUUACCAUCAGAUACAAAGUAAACCAGAACGUAUGGGAACUAUACGAAAUAAGCCGGGACUUAAGCUGUCACACAAUUCUGACAAAAUAACAUGGACUAUUAUACUGAUGCAAGCACCUGUAAUACACUGUACACUGACUGGCUUUGCAUUGCAAAUUCAUCUUGCAAGGCAUCUGUAGGUGAAAGGGAAAGCAAGGGCAAAAGACGAGAUAGGAAGAUAAUAACCCUAAAAGACAAAUCAAACUAAACUAACGUUAUUUAGAGAGGGUGACACUUGACAGUUCCAAGACCUCUUAAAGCUGUGGUCCUCUAAGUGUACCCAACGAGAUACAUUUUCUAGAUCGAAUUGGAAUUGGACAUGCGUUUAAGGAAAGAGACCUCUUGUCCUCAGGAGAGGGGGAGCCGGAGAACCCGGGGAGAAACCUUUCGGAGCAAGAUAGAGAACCAACAACAAUUUAACCCGUAUAUGGCGUCGCCGCCAGGACUCGAACCCAGGCCACAUUGGUGGGAGGCGAGUGCUCUGACCGCUACGCCAUCAUCCCUUUUUCCCCAAUAGCGUGUAUGGGCACGGGUUUUGUUGGGUCCCUGAGAACACAAAAGUGUAGGGUAGGUGAAGAGGUCUGAUUGCACCUCUUGAUAACAGCUAUGACUGUCGGCUCUUUUCUGAUCUUUGCUUGAAUUUUAAAAUGGGUUUGACUACUAAGUCUCCCAAUUCCUAUUCUUUCUUCUUCUUUUCACAGCAAUAUGGCUCACCGCCCUCGAAAGAAGAGAUAGUAGAAGCCGGAAAUUCGUGUCCAAUCUGCCAAGAGGACCUCAAGGAUCCCAUCAAACUUCGGGCGUGUAAGGUGCGGCGUUGAUGAGAUUUCCUCAAAAUCGAUUACUUGUCCUCUGUGUCUUUUGUCGCUUUAGGGUAACCUCUAUUAGCUAUGUUUAUGAGCCUCUUGCCUAGUCACGUUAACAAGAUCUCCACUUCUGACCAGUUUAUAAUACAUACAGUGGUGUACACUGUGUACAGGUAGCCAUUACGACACCUGAAGGAGGAUCGUGAGGUUAUCGCUAUAUUAAGAUCUCUCCUUAUAGAUAACCCACCCGGCCCAAGAAAGGCUGGUCACAGAACCGGGGUCUACAUCCCUUUCUCUUUUUGAACGGUCUUGUGGGUUCUUUUACGUCCCACAAGGUGAACCAGAUAAGUGAAAGUGCUGUGAGACGAAGCCUACCGUUUUUCGUCCUUAUCCAAGAAGACUAGAAAGUCUAAACCGUUUGCAGAUGUUACUACAGAGGCAGCACUUUAUUCUCAGUUUUUUAAAGACCCUGAGUGUUGGUCCGGUCGGUGUUUGAACCCGCGGCCUCCCACACAGCAGACGGGCGCUCUCCCAACUGAGCUAACCUGUCUCUCUAUCUUUGUUUAUUUAUUUAUUUAUUGUUUGCAGCACAUAUUUUGCGAGGACUGCAUAUCGCUGUGGUUUGACCGUGAGCGUACCUGUCCCAUGUGCCGAGCCAAGGUUGUGGCUGAUCCCAAGUGGAGAGAUGGCAACACUGCAACCUACGUAAUACUAUUUUAAAUUCUUACUUUCCUGUCGCCUUAAAGUAAAAAAUAGUAAUUACAAAGUACAAGGCUUGGGCCAAGAGAGGAUUGGUUUGGCGAGGUAGUAAUGUGUACGAAAGGCCCGUGGGGGGGGGACCUUUAUUCAUUUCCCUGAAUCAUUUCGUUUAAGCUGACAUCACAAGGUUAGAUUUUUGGCACCAAACGUGUAGACCGCUCAUCUCCAACCUUAAUAUUGUUUUACGUAAAAAAGCUUUUGUCCAAAAAGACACCCUGUUCCAGGCGCUAAAUAGUGAAAUUCUAUAUUCUGAUUAAGACUUAAGACCCUGGGAAACAUGACCCGUUCAGCGGCACAUAGCCGUGUAGGUCAAAUAAGGGAGUGACCCUCCCUUCCCUUCCCUUCCCUUCCCCUCCCCCGGAAAUAAAAGUACCAUCUGUUUGGUUGCAAGUCUGCAGAUGUAGGUAGGAAUAGUAAAUUGGUACUGUUUGUCAAUGUUG